GCGAUAGAAGAGACACCAGACACCGUCUGGGAGCCCCACGACCUCCGGAGUCGAGCAAGCCUCUACCAUCAUAAUGACGUAACGCCCUGCGAGGUGACUGGAGCGAGGCCAACGUGGAGAAGCCGCGGGAACCUGUCCAGGUCGCGGGGGGAGGCGGGCGCGCGCGUGGCGGAGGAGGACGUCGACGUCACGCGCCUCUCUCACGCGCCUCUCACGGUCCGGUGGGACCGCGGCGCGGAGCCGCGGGAUCCGGUCGGAGACGCGGAGGACCGUCCGCCGCAGAUUCCUUCGCGUAGCGGAGGCUCCGUCCCGGACCACGUGAGGGGAAGACUCAGUGACGGGGGCCCCCGACUCACCGGCUCAUCUCACUGCCGACAUGGACUCGUGGACAGUCCGCGCGCGCAGCAUCGUGGAGGGGCGACGAGCCUCCCUGCGAGUGUAACCUCUGGUCUCUCCUAUUCUCUUUCUGUUCUCUUCUUCUUCUUCUUCUUCUUCUUCUUCUCUGACCCCCAGCAGUUCGAGGAGGGGGCAUGGCUUGGCCGUGCAUCAGCAGAGUGUGCUGCCUGGCUCGCUUCUGGAACCAGUUCGACAAGUCGGACCUGUCCGUCCCGCUCACCGUCCAGAACUACUCGGACAUCGGCGGGCAGGAGGUGCGCUCCGUCGCCAAACAGGUGUCCGCCUUGGAGCGCGCACCGGCGAACCAGUCCUCGCCCGCGGAUGGCCCCGGGACCCGGGGCUCGUUUAGGGCGAGGAAGGAGCCCAGCUACAAGCCCCGGGACGACUACCAGCCGCCCGGCGUGCCCUUCAACAGCAUCACGCAGUACAAGCAGGAUUUCAAACCGUGGCCCAUCCCCAGGAAGGAGAACUUCCCCUGGAUGAGUAACGGCGGGAGCCGGGCGGACAGUGUGUCGGACGGUCCCGUGAGCAGUCACCACGGCCGGGCGCCGCCGGGGGACAGAGAGGAGCGGGGCAGGGGCCACAGGUGGGGGGAGCAGCAGGUGGCGGAGGAGAGUAACACCAGCUGCUACAGGCAAGAGUACAGGCCGUGGACAGGGGCGAAGCCGGCCAAGAGUGCAAGAAGAUACCCUCCAGCUCAAUACUCCAGCCCAGGCACAGAGGCCACCCACGUCCCGCGCGAGACCAGCUACCAGGCUGCCUACAGCGGGGACGUCCACAGGCCCACGGGGCUGCAUCAGGGGGAGCACAUCGUCCCAUCUACUGCCUCCAACGUACACCCUGCUGCUGUCCCCCAGCAGGCUGCCGGCUCGCCCAGCACCUGCAGCCUCCAGCAGACCGUCCCACCUGAGAGGACCGAGUUCAGUGGAACGACCAAAGCAGAGGAACAUCUGGUGAGGACCAAGCUCCCUCCAAACCCGUCUGCCGUCUUUCAAAGUGGAUCGAGGGUCUUCAACAUCUGAGCGCUGCUGCGAUUUUCCAGCCACUCCACUUUGGGUCGGUUUCAGUUUUAAAAGGAAUCAACGGGAGGAUGUUUUCAGUCCAUUCCACAACAACAAUAAUCUAUGCAAGGGACUGUAUUGUUGUGACGCCUGUGGAGCUGCAGCGUCAAUAUCACAAGUUGGAGAUAGAAAUAUAGGUGCCCCCCCUUACACUCCUCCCUGUCCCCUGUUGCUAUGGAAAUGAUUAUGCAUGACACAAAAUAGAUUCUAAACAAGCUUUUUUUCUUUCUUUCUUUCUGUUUUUCGCGGUUAUAGACACGCAAGAAACUGGCUGCUGUGUGUUUGUGUGUGACCAUGCAGAAUUGUACAUUGUGGAGUCUGCUCCAAUAACGAAUGACAAGGUGUUUGCUUAAAGUACUUUGUUUCCCUUUGGUGUUUGCUAGAAAUCUGCUCAAACGUAAGUUAUUCACUCAGUAUUCAGUUACUUUAUUAUUUUUGGGAAAGUAAUGUUCAGUCUCUUAUUUUGUAAAUCCAUUGUUGAAGAAAAAGAGCAAGUAUAUAUAAUGUAAGCAAAAUAACAAUAAAAGAAUAUCAAGUUCUCA
Messenger RNA from Scophthalmus maximus (turbot), 1999 nucleotides. RefSeq names its product MAP6 domain containing 1 (gene map6d1). Gene Ontology annotation, molecular function: calmodulin binding; microtubule binding. The transcript is spliced from 3 exons. The coding region runs from base 531 to 1418 and encodes 295 amino acids. The record is from RefSeq and is a predicted model, not a curated record. Gene Ontology annotation, cellular component: cis-Golgi network; Golgi-associated vesicle; microtubule. Gene Ontology annotation, biological process: microtubule cytoskeleton organization; cytoskeleton-dependent intracellular transport; regulation of microtubule cytoskeleton organization. NCBI's taxonomy places the organism in Eukaryota, Metazoa, Chordata, Actinopteri, Pleuronectiformes, Scophthalmidae.